AUGCUCAAAUUUGUUUCUACUGGCGUUUCUCUCGCUCUCGCAGUUGCGAUUGUUAAGGGUGACGAUGCUAACAGCAACGGGACGGCUAUAACUGGGCCAGCCUUGCAACGUAUUGCCUAUGCUGGUCCUGACGGUUUCUCCAUUAGUUGGAGUACUCCUUCUAAGGUGGACAGUCCAGUCGUUUCAUAUGGUCCAUCUGCAAGUCAAUUGUCUCUUUCUGCUACUGGAGUUUCCCAGACUUACGAAAACUCGCCAUCCUGGGAUAACCAUGUUCUACUAAGUGGACUUAAUAGCAACACCACAUACUUCUAUAAGAUUGAUGGUGACUCUACAGGGGUUAGAAAUUUCACAACUUCGUUAAAUGCAGGUUCAACUGAUGCGUUCGUUUUUGCAAUGGUCAAUGACAUGGGUACCUUUGGUAACUUGGGAUUGAGUAGUGUAGCUGGUAAAGGGGAGGGGGGUUUACUUCAACCUGGAGAAAUAAACACCAUUCAGUCUCUUGCCAAUUUCACCAAUGAUUAUCAAUUUAUCUGGCAUGUAGGGGAUAUUGCUUAUGCAGAUUAUUGGCUCAAAGAAGAAAACCAACACUAUUUACCUAACAGCACUAUUGCUGACGGAUUCGAGGUAUACAAUUCUAUUCUCAAUGCCUUCUACGAUGAAAUUUCCGUCUUAACUAGUGCCAAGCCAUACCUUGUGGGCCCCGGUAAUCAUGAUGGUGAUUGUAUUGAUGGAAGUUUUGAUGCCACAGUUUGGGGUGAAACCUUCAAUUCGAGCAUUUGUGCUCCUGGGCAGAAAAAUUUUACUGGUUAUUCAAGCCACUGGAGAAUGCCUAGCAAUGAAUCAGGUGGAGUGGGUAAUAUGUGGUAUUCUUUUGAUUACGGAUCUGUCCAUUUUGUUCAAAUAUCAACUGAGACAGAUUUUGCUGACGGAAUCAUUGCCCCUGAUGAGCUUGGAGGUAUUCAAGGGGCUGACUCUGGACCCUUCGGAGCCAAGAAUGAGCAAGUUAAUUGGCUGACAAACGAUCUCCAAAAUGUCGACCGUUCUAAGACGCCAUGGGUCAUUGUAGGUGGACAUCGUCCAUGGUAUCAACCUGAUGGCGAUGGCUGCUGGGAGUGCCAAGCUUCGUUUGAAAAGAUUCUAGUGGACAACAAUGUUGAUCUUAUCGUACAUGGACAUGUGCAUAACUAUCAACGAUUGGACCCUUUGGCAUUUAAUGAGACAGAUUCUAAUGGUCUAGAUAAUCCUUCGUCCCCUUGGUAUAUUAUAAAUGGAUUUGGUGGUCACUACGAUGGAACUGACAAACUCGUAUAUCCACUGCUGAAUUAUACUGCGUUUGCACAGGACACAGCAUACGGAUGGUCUAAAUUUACUGUCCACAACUGCACUCACAUUACACACGAGUUUAUCUCCAGUAGCAACGGAUCUGUGUUGGACACCGCUACUCUGUUUAAGGACAGACAAUGUACUGUAUCCCAACUUUCAAACACUUCUACUAGCAAUACUUCUAGUAGCACCCCAUCUACUGUACCCACAUCGACCGAAGAAAGCAUUGCUUCCAAGCAUGCCAUUUCCUCUUAUGCCAUGGCUAGCUUGGCAGUAUUUGUUCUCUUCUGGAUCUGA
Messenger RNA from Sugiyamaella lignohabitans, 1620 nucleotides. RefSeq lists its product as uncharacterized. The transcript has a single exon. The record is from RefSeq and is a predicted model, not a curated record. The coding region runs from base 1 to 1620 and encodes 539 amino acids. Gene Ontology annotation, molecular function: metal ion binding; acid phosphatase activity; protein binding. NCBI's taxonomy places the organism in Eukaryota, Fungi, Ascomycota, Dipodascomycetes, Dipodascales, Trichomonascaceae.